AUGAACGGCCCCUUGACGACAGCUGAGGUUUUCCAGUUGAAUUCUGUCGCCGGUGGUCUGCGGCCCGGGACAAUCUCCUUCAAGACAUUGACAUUGGAGAGCGACAAGUAUGUCUGCCUCCGCGAUGUGCAGCCGGAUGGGCAGACGUCACUUGUCAUUGUGGACUUGGAGAAACGUGAGAGUAUGCGGAACAACAUUCGCGAUGCGGAGUCGGCCAUAAUGAACCCCAAGUCAAAGAUCCUUGCGCUUCGCAGUGGUCGUAAUUUGCAAGUCUUUGACGUGGUUGCCGCGAAGAGGCUUAAGGUGGUUUUGUUUUCCGAGGAUGUGGUUUUUUGGCGCUGGGUCGAUGAUCGAACAAUUGGGUUGGUGUCCGGCACUGCGGUGUACCACUGGAGCCUGGACUCUGCGGAGGAUGCCGCGCCGGAGCGUGUCUUUGAGCGCGCCCCGGACAUGGGCGCAUCGGUACAGAUACUGAACUACUGCACUGACGAGAAGAAGAAGUGGUUGUUGUUGUCGGGUGUGGCGCGAGUGGCAGAGGGAAUGGUGGGAAAGACACAACUGUACAGCGUGGAGAAUCGUGAUGGUCGCGUUGUUGAUGGCCACGCGGGGACAUUCAUCUCGACAAAUACACCCACCGAGCCCCGUGCAUGCAACAUCAUGUGCCUGGCGUGGAACACCCCGCACGAAGGUGGCAAAGUGCAGUUGAUGGAACUUCCCACGAGCCCCAAGAUGGAUAUCACAAUGCCCCGCCGGGUGGUGGAUGUCGCAUUCCCACCUGGCGACUUUCCAGUCGCCCUGACCGUUUCCCCCCGGCACAAGUUGCUGACAAUCAUGACAAGCCGUGGAACCGCCAUCUUGAUGGAUAUAUUUACCGGCACCAUCAUUCAAUCUCAACAGGUGACACCCAAUAUCGUUUUCUGUGGGACCUUGUACACAAAAACGGGUGGACUGCUUUGUGUCAACAACCAAGGUUCCGUUUUUCAUGUUUCCCCAAAUGACAAUGGAAUCAUUCCAUUUGUAAAGGAUCAAAUGAGAAACCCGGAGCUUGCCGUACGUAUCGCCAGCUCUGCUAACUUGGGAGGCGUUGAUGAUCUCUAUCGCAUGCAAUUGGAGAACGGUCUUCGUGUAGGGAAUAUUGAAGAAGCCAUUCGUGCCUGUCUACGGGCUCCUAACAACGCCUUGCGUGUACCAGAAGUCCUCCAACGAUUUGUGCACCAUCCAUCAGCCCCUGGACAACCACCAGCCAUAUCGACAUACUUUAAGAUGGUUCUUGCGGAGACGACACUGAAUGCGCAUGAAUCUGUUGAACUUGCACGUGCAGUUGUGCCGAAAGGUGGGUCUGCCUACAUAAAGCAGCAAUACGAGGCCAAUAAACUAACGCCCAGCGAAGAGCUUGCCGAUCUUUUGGCACAGGCCGAACCAGAAAUGGCGAUGAAGAUGUAUUACAAGGCUGAGGCCCAUGCAAAGGUGGUGAAUAUACUUUUGCAACGCAAUGAGACACAAAAAGCGGUGGAAUAUUGCAGACGGUCAAAUUUCUCACCGGAUUGGCGUGUCAUUUUGAAUAAUUUUAUUCGUGUUAAUCCACAGAAUGCCGUGAGCCUGGCACUGAUGCUCCAUCGUGACUUGGGUGACACCCCAGUAGUGGACCCAAAUGAAGUGGUGGAUAUGUUUGUGACGGCUCAGCAGAUUCAGCAGGCGACGGAGUUUAUUCUUGAGGUCUUGCGAGGGAAGAAUGACGAGUCGACAAAAGACCUCCAGACGAAACUUUUGGAAAUAAAUUUAAAACAUUCCCAUCCUUCUGUGGCGGAGAAGAUAUUUGCGCGUGGUGUUUGCCUCUAUUACGAUGGCAUGAAGCUUGCUCCUCUGUGUGAACGAGCUGGACUUCCUCAGCGCGCCAUUGAGUGCUACGUCACGGCGCAGAAUCAAGACCCCGACCUUGACAACCUCUCGAACAUACGCCGUUGUCUCUCCCAUGCUCGCAGCUUUAAUCCGGAGUGGAUAUUGGAAUUCUUUGGAAAACUCAGUCAGGCCGAUAGCAUGCGAUGCCUGGGGGACCUCUUGCAGAACCAUCGUGAGAACUUUAAGGUGAUUGUGCAGGUGGCGACGAAGUACAGUGAUGCUCUUGGAGCGGACAAACUUAUCGAGCUCUUUCUUGAGCAAAAAUUGUACCCCAUCCUGUACUAUUAUCUUGGUGCCAUUGUACCAUACACCCGCGACCCGGAGGUGCACUUCCGCUACAUUGAGGCGGCAGCAGAGGUGGGUCAGGCACAAGAACUGGAGCGCAUGACACGCGAAAGCCCCUGCUACGAUCCGGAGCGCACGAAAAACUACUUGAAAAACAAAAAGUUGACCAAUCUUUGGCCACUCAUCAAUGUAUGUGAUCAACAUGGCUACAUAGAUGAGCUAGUGCGGUAUUUGAUUGAUACGGACAACGAGACGCUUAUUGAACAAUACUUGCAGCGUCGGAGUCCGGGAAAGACACCUGAGGUAGUGGCUGCCCUCAUCGACUGCAAUGCUCGAGAAGACUUUAUCAAGAAUAUUCUCAAUGCUGUAGGAACGAUGUGCCCCAUUGCGGAGUUGGUGCAAGCCGUGGAAGAACGAUCUCGCCUGCGUCUGAUUCAAGGGUGGCUGGAGGCCCGUUUGGCGGAAAAGAAGACGGAUCCCGCCCUUCACAAUGCCGUGGGAAAGUUGUACGUCGAUACCGACCAACAACCUGAUAAAUUUUUACUUGAAAACGCCUACUACGAACCACUAGUCCUUGGAAAGUACUGCGAGAACCGUGAUCCGAAUCUGUCCUACAUCGCCUAUCGCAAGGGCCACCUCAGUGAGGAGCUGGUGGAGCUCACCACGAAGAAUGGCAUGUGGAAACAACUUGCUCGCUAUCUUGUACAGGAGAAGAAUCUUCAACUGUGGGCAUCAACCCUGAAAAAUGAUACCAAGGAUCGUGAUCGACUUGUGGAAGCGGUGCAACAAACCGCCCUGCCUGAGUCUGAGGUAGAUGAGGAGGUAAGCACAACAGUUCGGGCAUUCAUGAAUGCAGGGAUGACACAUGAAUUGACGUCUAUCCUGGAUCAAAUUGUGGUGCGGGGUCGCUUUAGGAAAAAUCGGUUUUUGGAGAAUCUUUUGAUCAUGACCGCCAUCCGUUCUCGCAAGGAAAAGGUGAUGGAAUAUGUGUCAACAUUGGAGAAUUACGACGCCAAGGAGGUUGCCAGCAUCGCCAGCAACGCAGAGUUGCCUGAAGUGGCCUUUGCGGUUUACGAAAAGAACGACAUGAAAAAGGAGGCCGCUACGGUGCUGUUGCGGGAUUUGAAGGAUAUUUCGCGUGGUCGUUCCUACGCCCAAAAGUGUGAUAUACCCGCUGUUUGGUCAGUCCUUGGGGAGUAUUUGCUUGCCGCAGACGAGGUGCAUGAGGCGAUUGAAUCAUUUAUUCGAGCAAAGGAUCCAGACUUUUUGGAAGAAGUUACGGCGGCGGCGGAGAGGAACAAUCAGUUUGGUGAUCUUAUCAAAUACCUCACCAUGGCACGCAAAGAAUCCCGUGCAAAGGACAACAAAAUUGAUACGGCGUUGGUGCUUACAUAUGCCAAGACCGGUCGUCUGAUGGAGUUGGAAGAGUUCCUAAAAGAGACCCACAAUGUGCAAAUCCAACCUGUGGCAGAUAAGUGCUUCGACGAAGGAUUGUAUGACUCCGCGCGGGUGCUGUACACGCUGGCUUCCAAUUUUUCCAAACUAGCGGUGACACUGUUGAGGAUGAAUAAUCUACCAGCGGCUGUGGAGGCUGCGCAAAAGGCACAGUCAAGAAAGACAUGGACAGCUGUUAAUAUUGCCUGUAUUGAGGCCAAUGAGAUUAAACUGGCCAACAUAUGUGCCGUUCCACUUGUACUAGAAGCCGAAAUGUUGCAAAGUGUCAUGGAUCGCUAUGAAAGUUAUGGACUUUGGGAAGAAUUGCUCUCCCUGCUUAAGACAGCAUCCUCCACACCAGGGGCCCAUAUGGGUGUUUUUACUGGAAUGGGACUUCUGUUGGCGAAAUACAGGCCUGAAAAACUAUUAGAACAUGUGAAUAUGCACGCCAAGAAGAUCAAUACACAUAAAAUGAUUGCUGCAUGUGAGGAGUAUCAUCUGUGGUUGGUGCUUCGAGUUUUACAUGUCAACAACGAGGAUUGGCUUGCUGCCGCCACGACGAUGAUGCGCCACCACGUCGAUGCCUGGGAUCAUGACGUUUUCAAGACUGUUGUGAGUCAUUUGGGAUCCAGCGAUUUGGUGUACAACUCCAUCCCAUUCUACAUCCAAAACAAUCCACAACUCCUUGACGACUUUCUCACCAGUAUGUUUAAGACGUUGGACCCCGAGCGUGUCUUGCUGGAGGUGAAGAAGCUCGCCCCUGUGCACUUUAUUCGUCAGUAUCUGGAGUCUGCCCAGGAACGCAACUCCAGACGUGUGAAUGAGGCAAUUAACAAGCUAUAUAUGGAGGAAGAGGACUUCACUGCUUUGCGUGACUCUGUGGAGCGCUUUGACAACUUUGACUCCGCAGAAUUAAGUGCUGAGCUUGAAAAGAUGGAGCUUUUUGAGUUCCGCAAGAUUGCGCUUUUUCUCCAUCGCCGUAACAAGCGAUUUACACAUGCCAUUGCCGUGGCGAAGGAGAACAAACUCUACCAGGAUGCCAUUGAAACUGCCGCCGAGAGUGCCAACCCGCAGAUUGUAGAGGAUCUUCUGGACUUUUUUGUUGUGGAUCACCCGGAGUGCUUUGUUGCGUGUCUUUACACAUGCUACGACUACCUCACACCACAGGUCGUGAUGGAAAAGGCAUGGCUCAACAAGCGUACGGACCUCGCCAUGCCGUACUUUAUUCAGGUCAUUCAAGAAUACACAACAAAGUUAUCGCGCAUGGAGAAGUCCAUGAUGGACGCCCAACAAUUGGCAAAGGAGGCGGCGAGGCGGGCGGGGCCGCUGCAUACGGGUGCAAAUGACCCUCUGAUGAUUCAAGCAGGGCCAGCAAACCCAAUGGGCGGCGCGAUGCCAAUGCCAAUGCCAAUGCCAAUGCCGAUGCCAAUGAUGGGUGGUGUGCCGCCAGGCAAUUACGGUCCCCCGCCGCAGUUUGACAACAGGAGGCCGUACUAG
This is a messenger RNA of Trypanosoma cruzi, 5115 nucleotides long. Its product is annotated as clathrin heavy chain, putative. Gene Ontology annotation, biological process: intracellular protein transport; receptor-mediated endocytosis. Gene Ontology annotation, cellular component: clathrin complex; clathrin coat of coated pit; clathrin coat of trans-Golgi network vesicle. Bases 1 to 5115 code for a protein of 1704 amino acids. Gene Ontology annotation, molecular function: clathrin light chain binding; structural molecule activity. The record is from RefSeq and is a predicted model, not a curated record. The transcript has a single exon. NCBI's taxonomy places the organism in Eukaryota, Euglenozoa, Kinetoplastea, Trypanosomatida, Trypanosomatidae.